AUGGCUGCAUCAGAAGAAGCGACUGGCUGCUUUCUCCCCAGAGGCCGGUCUCAGAGCGACCCCAGCAUCGCCACUGAUUCCACAGGCACUUCUGCCGCCGUUGCAGGCAGUCAUCCCCAGGAGAUGGAUCAAUCCGCUGCCGUGCGUUCCGAAUAUCUGGUCUCAGGGAUUCGAACUCCUCCUGUCCGAAGAAAUAGCAAGCUGGCCACGUUGGGCAGGAUCUUCAAACCAUGGAAAUGGAGGAAAAAGAAAAAUGAGAAGCUAAAGCAGACUUCAGCAGCACUAGAGAAGAAGACAACCACCAGGCAAGGUCGGGAGGAGCUAAUUAAGAAAGGCCUUCUGGAAAUAAUGGAACAAGAUUCUGAAGGCAAAGCAUGCCCUGCUGACGGUGCCACCAGAGCAAUGCUGAGUGACCCUUCAGUCCCCUCAUGCCAGGCAGUUACCUCAGAAGAGAUGCGGCAGGAACAUAUAUCAGCCACAACCGAUGCCACCUCACUUGGCGAGGAGCUGCAUUCGGAAGAGCUGAGAGAAGAUUCAGCCAAGAAGACGCCAACAUCUGCAGAUGAAAGGGAAAAUGCCACCCUGCCGGCCUCUGAAGAGAAUCCACAAGCCUUACUUCUUUCUGGAUCCACAGAAUCACCCCAGAAAGAAAUGGACAGGAACCCCAUACAGCUCUCCAGCCAUCCUCCAUUGCUUCCAGUCCCACCACCCAAGACUGUACCCAAAGUCUCAAAGAUUGUGCCAGGGCAAGCUGCUCCCUUCCAGCCCUCAGGACAGAAGGUCUCUGAACCCCACCUCAGAGGGCAGCAUCCAACGCCAACCGGCUCUCCUCACCUUGCUGCCGUCCACCUGCCUUUACCUCCCAGCCGGGUCAUUGAGGAACUUCACAGAGCUCUGGCCACCAAACACCGGCAGGAUAGCUUUCAUGGAAGAGAAAACAAAGGGUCUCCCAAAAAGCGGAUGGAUGCCCGCCCAUCCAGAACAUCCAGUGUGGACCACAGCAAAGAGAAGGAUACUUCAGUGAGCUACAGCAGUGACCAGGAGAACAAGCGGAACUCUGUCAAGGAGUCCGACGAGAACAAAGAGAACUUGAUCAUGAACUCUGAAAUCAAAGAUGACUCUGUUUUCUAUCAGGAUGAAGAGGUUUUGAACGACUCCAUAAUUUCCGGUACGUUGCCAAGAAAAUGCAAGAAAGAGUUGCUGGCAGUGAAACUGAGGAACAGGCCAAGCAAACAGGAGUUAGAAGACAGGAACAUCUUCCCAAGUAGGACCGACGAAGAGAGACAAGAGAUCCGGCAGCAAAUUGAGAUGAAACUAUCCAAGCGACUGAGCCAAAGACCUGCUGUUGAGGAGCUUGAAAGAAGAAAUAUUCUGAAACAAAGAAAUGACCAGACAGAACAGGAAGAAAGAAGAGAGAUCAAGCAGCGGCUGACAAGAAAGCUUAAUCAAAGACCUACAGUUGAUGAAUUAAGAGACAGAAAAAUCCUGAUUCGAUUCAGUGAUUAUGUGGAAGUGGCAAAAGCACAGGAUUAUGACAGACGGGCAGAUAAGCCAUGGACACGGCUCUCAGCGGCAGAUAAGGCAGCCAUUCGGAAAGAGUUAAACGAGUACAAAAGUAACGAAAUGGAGGUGCAUGCAUCAAGCAAGCAUUUGACAAGAUUCCACAGGCCAUAGAGAUUUUCUUCUGAGAAGAAUUUGUCUACUUUUUUGAUACCACUACUGAACAUGCACCAGGGAAAGUAUGAAGGUCUUUCCUUGAGGUUCAGUCUAUGACAAGCUGAUGAAACAAGUUCGAGGACUCUGCAAAUGAAAGCUCUGCAGCACACCUACAGAGGAUCUUCCAGAGGAUGGCCUUCACGUUGGAGUCGCAACACCUACGGGGCGGGAGAAUUCACCGAAAAUGACGUCAAGCUCAUCAAAGAGGAACCUACUGCUCUUCUUCACUUGUUUUAAACUGUAUUGCAGCCUAUUUUGGGAAAGGAGAUGUUGUGCAUGUACAGGCUUUACCAUUCCAAGGCCUCUGCCCUAAUGGACAUGGCGCGCACCGCCUUUCAGUAUUAUCAGUGACAAGACACUUGGAACUUACCAUGAUUAGUUUGUAUAAAACACUUAAGUUCAUGUUCUACAAAAUGAUUUACUAUAUUAUUUCUUUCCUUUUUUAUAUAUAAUGUCUAACAAAAACACAGCUGCGGCAUUUUUCUGGGACUCCUGUUAAUUUCCCCCCCCCUUUAAUUAAAUGAUUACUUACUGCAGAAAACAGA
Molecule: messenger RNA, 2261 nt
Organism: Varanus komodoensis (Komodo dragon)
Lineage: Eukaryota; Metazoa; Chordata; Lepidosauria; Squamata; Varanidae
Gene: PHACTR3
Product: phosphatase and actin regulator 3
Exons: 16
Coding region: 1-1674 (557 amino acids)
Biological process (GO): actin cytoskeleton organization
Molecular function (GO): actin binding
Source: RefSeq, a predicted model, not a curated record